AAGUGAUCAAAAUAUCAGUUUAAAUUAUUAAAUAAUUAAAUUGACACUCCUUAGCGACUGAAUAUUAUUUUUACUUGAGCUACACUAGUUUUUAUGAAGUUUCGUGUAACAGUUUUUGAUUUCAUUAAUUGAUUAUACUCUUCACACUUUUUAUUAGUAUACUCUGGAUUUUCACAUCUAAAUUAUGAAGGUUGAAGUGAACGUACCUUCCUAUUUUUAUUUUGGAGUUUAAUGUCGUUUKAGAAUAUUUUCAAAUUAUCGAGUAACUAGGCGUCACCAGUGAAUAUCCCAAAAUGGGUCUGUUGACUGAUCCGUCGGUCGGUCAUGGUGCUCUUACAAGUAUAUUUGUUCGACAUCACAAUCGUUUUUGUUUAUUAAUGUAUACCAUAUCUGUGGUACUAUUCUGUAUGCUAGCACACUACAGUCUAAGCUCACAAACUUAUUUCUCUGAAAACGCUCUUCUUCCCGGGUUGGUAAAAGGCCAGUUGAAUGACAACACUGGAUCUUCGUUUAGAGAUCAUUUUAGAGAACUCAAUGCUGAAGCACAAGAUUAUGAAACUGAAACACCUCAUGCAUACUUGAUCUCAAAAUUCAAAAAUUUACGGCUAGAAACUUACUCUCAUAAUUUUACAUUAAAUUAUCCUUUAAAAAAAAACACUAAAUAUACUGGACGCAAUGUAUAUGGAAUUCUGCGAGCGCCAAGAAGUGCUAGUAUAGAAUCAAUAGUGUUAAGUGUACCGUACMGAGCACCGUCAAGUGUUUUUCCCAGUACUCUGCCCGGCCUUGCUGUUCUGUUUCAAAUUGCUCAGUUCUUUCGCCAACAAAUUUAUUGGGCAAAGGAUAUUAUAUUUUUGGUUACUGAACAUGAGCAACUGGGGAUGCAAGCUUGGUUAGAGGCAUAUCAUGGAACUUCCUGUGGUUCACCUGGUGURUUAGACUCUGGAAAGUUAAGUGGUCGUGCAGGUGCUAUUCAAGCUGCUAUUAAUUUAGAAAUUCACUCYGACAAAAUUGAUCACAUUGACAUUAAAUUGUCUGGAUUAAAUGGCCAAUUGCCAAACUUAGAUUUGGUGAAUUUGGCUCAUCGAUUAUGCAACAAAGAAUCUGUUCGACAUACAUUUAACAAUGUUGACGGAGGAGCUAUAGGUCGUAGUAAAGUCAACUCGUAUUACACAAACUUGAGUACAAUGAUGUCUAUGGUAAUGACUCAAGCUACUGGAGUGCCUGAUGGUAACCACGGGCUUUUUCAUAGAUUUGGUAUUGAAGCAAUAACUUUGGAAGGAUAUGAAAAAGAAGGACGAGGCAUUUACUCCAGUGUAUUCCAAGUUGGAAGGGUUAUUGAAGGCAUGUUCCGUAGCUUGAAUAAUCUGCUUGAAAGAUUUCAUCAGUCAUUUUUUUUUUAUCUGCUACCUUCUACGGAUAGAUACGUUUCAAUUGGUUUAUAUAUGCCUUGUUUGGUAUUGCUCGUCGGGGCUUUGUUUUUAAAAGCUUUCUCGACUUGGAUUCAACAUUCUUCCGAACAUAAAUCGAGUGACUCGUCAGCAGAAGCUACUAUUCCUGAACAUUUGAAUGUUGGAGUGGUCAGUGGAAUUUUAUUAGGUUCUCAUGUCGUUGGCUUGAUAUUAUUACCAAAUUUGGCACCAGCAUAUUUUACAAAUUUUUGGAACCGUAUACCAACACAUCGUGCAUUAUUACUAGGUUAUGGUUCAGUAUCUAUAACCAUAGUUUUAUUUCUACCAAUAAUAAUGAAAAAAUGUCUAAAUUCUUUCAAAUCUUCAAAUUGGGUGCUGUUACACGUAAUUUGUUUACUAGAACUUGGAGUUGGUUUAUUAUGUGUUUCAAUGCAUAAUUUUUCGCUCGGAUAUUUAACAGCUCUCGUGUAUGUUCUACCUGCAGUUUGCACUAAAUCUAGCCAUAACAAUUUAAUAGUAAAACUACUUUGGUUACUUGUGCACCCCAUGUGCUCAUUAUUUUGGAUUACUGCAUACAUCACUUACGCUGCUUAUCCUGAACUGCCGUUUGUGGAUUUUUUGACUAAAGUUCUAGAGGCAUCAGGCCAAUGGAUGGUAUUGUCAACAGUCGACAACAUGAUUUAUGGCAAUUGGGCGUUUUCGGUCGGUGUAUUGUUAUUGUUGCCUGUUUGGACGUCAUUUUGGUGUCUUAUGUUCCUUCCUACUAAUGUCUCACAAAAAUUGAAGACAGAAUGAAUAAAGAAAAUACAACGUGUUAUUUUAAUCUUUUUUUUAUUCAAUAAUUUAUUUACAAAAUAAUUUUUAAGCAAUAAAAAAGAUCAAUAUAUAAACCAUUUAUGUUAUAUUAACUAAAAUCAUUAUAUUAUUCUAGUAGGAGUGAGUGCGGGUAUUAUUAUAUAAUAUGUAUAUAUUUAUUAUGUGCCUUGGCUUUCAGUCAUAAUAUKAAAAUCAAUGAACAUCAUGAUUUUACAUAGUAAUAAGGUAACAAAAUUCAUUUAGAAAAUAAAGUUUGUUCAUGAAUAAGUUAUAGUAGAAAAAAUAAUAUAAUACUGAAACAGGACACUUUAAGCAUUAUUAUAAAAAACAUAGCUUAAAUUUGGGUAGGUAGGAACUAUUAAUUAGAAGAACAUAAUUUAAAUUAAAAGUAUUGAACUAUUUAUUAUUUGGGAAAAUUAAAGGAUUAGUAUACCAGGCUUAAAAAAUCACAGGACAUAAUUGGUUGUUCCCAAUAUUGUAUCAGAUAUUACAUAUUAUGUAUAAUUAUAAAAAAAAAAAA
Molecule: messenger RNA, 2745 nt
Organism: Diuraphis noxia (Russian wheat aphid)
Lineage: Eukaryota; Metazoa; Arthropoda; Insecta; Hemiptera; Aphididae
Gene: GAA1
Product: glycosylphosphatidylinositol anchor attachment 1
Biological process (GO): attachment of GPI anchor to protein
Cellular component (GO): GPI-anchor transamidase complex; membrane
Source: RefSeq, a predicted model, not a curated record